Lucilia sericata (common green bottle fly) is the source of this 1339-nucleotide messenger RNA. RefSeq lists its product as uncharacterized. The transcript is spliced from 2 exons. Lineage: Eukaryota; Metazoa; Arthropoda; Insecta; Diptera; Calliphoridae. The coding region runs from base 26 to 1270 and encodes 414 amino acids. The record is from RefSeq and is a predicted model, not a curated record.
AUCUUUUUAAAAUAAUACGAUAAAAAUGACGAUUCCCGAGUGGUUGACAAAAAAUUAUAUACAAAAUGUCUUGCACGUUUAUCACAAAGACUUAACAAUACAAAUAGAAAAAUUUAAUAUAAAAUCAGCAUUUGGUAAAGGAGAAAAUUAUGGUGGUUAUUUAACAAAAAUCCAUGUGGUCUACACUUCAAAUAAUGGAGAAGAACAAAAAGAAAAUCAUUUCAUGUGCAAGACCUCAUAUGAUGACGAGGAUGAACUUGCAAGAGAAAAAAUGGAAUCAUAUGAUUUUUUCAAUCGAGAAAUGUUAUUAUAUGAACAAAUUUUACCCAAACUAAAUGAUUUGCUAAACGAAAUCGAUGACACAGAUCGAAUAUUUCCUACCGUUUUUCAUGUGGAUUACAACAAACAGGUUCUUAUAUUUGAAGAUCUAACCGUGCAGGGUUUCGUUAUGGCUGAUCGUUUACAGAGACUAGAUAUGGAUCAUAUAAAAUUGGUUUUACGAAAAUUAUCAAAAAUGCAUGCCACUUCGGCGGUAUUUAACGAACGUAGUUCCGGUUGCUUGGAAAAAUAUGAUCGAGGAUUUUUUAAUAAAUAUACCGAUUCUUAUAAAUCAUUUUUUGUUAAUUCUUUGAUGGCUUGUGCACAUUAUCUACAACAACUUGAUGAUGAAGAUUCUCGUAAAUAUGCUGAGAAAAUGUUUAAGAUGAAACCUUAUUACAUGGAUAUUGGCAAGCGCUGUUUUGAGCCCAAUAAUGGCCACAUAAAUGUUUUAGCUCAUGGUGAUAUCUGGACUAAUAAUAUGAUGUUUAAAUAUUGUUUGAAAACUGGAAAACCUAUAGAUGUUUUACUUAUUGAUUUUCAAUUUUCAUUUUGGGGCUCUCCAACUUUGGAUCUACACUUCUUUUUUAAUACUUCUAUUAAAGAACCUUUGAGACUUCAUCAUCAAGAUGAACUGUUUCAUAUAUACUAUCAGGAUUUUGUUGAUACUUUAAAAAAAUUAAAUUAUAUAACGUAUCCAAUACCCAGUUUGGAACAAUUUAGAUUACAAGCCGAACAAAAACGUUUUUAUGCUUUCCACUCAUCCAUUGUGGUACAACCUGUUAUGCUGAAUCAAGAUCCUACAGAUGCUGAUUACAAUGCCUUAAUGGGGGAAGAUGAUCGUGCGAUGCGUUUUAAAAGUCGUGUCUAUAAAAAUCCUGUAGUGCAGGAGAAUUUGCAGAAUCUUUUGCCUAUUUUUGACAGAAGAGGUCUUUUAGAAAUCAAUCAAUAAAUUGUUGUAAACAAAUAUAUAAUUAUAAUCAUAUAUUUGUAUAUAUGUAUACAUAAUAAAGUAUCCGAA